AUGGCAGCAACACACACGCUCUCCGCACACGUCGGCGUGCUGCUGCCGCAGGUGCAGGCCCUGCACGCGCACCUCACGCACGUCGCCGCCACCUCGGCGCCGCUCUUCCUCGCCGACGAGACGCCCGCCUCGCAGCCCGCCGCGGCGCCGACCCCGGCCGCGCCCUCGUCCGCGGCGGCGCCCGCCAACGCCCCCGCGUCCUUCCUCCUCGGCACCACCUCCGACGCCGACCUCUCCGACGCCCUCGUGGCGCACCUCGGCGCGUCGGGCAGCACGCGCGCGCCCAGCGCCGCCCAGCUGGAGGCGCAGCGGGGCGCGCGCGCACUGGCGCUCGGCUACAGGCGCGCAGAGGAUGCGGUGCGCGCGCUCGAGGUGGGCGAGAUGAGUCUCGACGAGCUCAAGGAGACGGAACAGGCGCUGCUGCGCUUCUUGCAGCGCUGA
Messenger RNA from Tilletiopsis washingtonensis, 441 nucleotides. RefSeq lists its product as hypothetical. The transcript has a single exon. Bases 1 to 441 code for a protein of 146 amino acids. The record is from RefSeq and is a predicted model, not a curated record. NCBI's taxonomy places the organism in Eukaryota, Fungi, Basidiomycota, Exobasidiomycetes, Entylomatales.